Messenger RNA from Nematocida homosporus, 1065 nucleotides. RefSeq lists its product as uncharacterized. The record is from RefSeq and is a predicted model, not a curated record. The transcript has a single exon. NCBI's taxonomy places the organism in Eukaryota, Fungi, Microsporidia. The coding region runs from base 1 to 1065 and encodes 354 amino acids.
AUGGACGAAUUAGCGCAAAGAAAGGAGAUAGACCAAAAACAUGUUAGAAUUGAUAAGGUUAAGUGGAUACUGGGUUAUGUCGGGUGCCAGGGGUUUAAGUACUUGGAGUACUUGGCGCUUGGAAUUCUCUUUUGCCUCUGGGAGUACACCCAUGGACACCUAGAUUCUUUGGGCUUAGCUAGUCCUACUAAUAGCACGAACACUACUACAGAUGCAGUAUUUAGCCGUAUGCAGCCUUAUCCACUCGGACAAAGGGGAGGAUUGGCUCUGGACCCUAGUCCGAGUACCUCUCCUAGUCCAUCUACUCCAUCAAUUGUUGCACCGAUGAUUUAUCCCUGGCUGGGAUUAAUAGCUGUUCAGAUAGCAAUUCUACUGGAAAACCUCAUGGGUGAAUUAAUCGUUGUAUUAGGGUUUUGCUGGCUCUACGGCACAACAAUUAUUGAGUACUUAAGUGAAGUCCUGCUUAAAAUGCACCUCUUCAUUUGCUUGGGUAUCUUUGCCCUUAUGGCCUCUUACUUUUUACUUGAUCUAAUCAUUGGUAUCUAUCCUUCUUUAUUACUCCCUAAAACACCCAUUAUUCUGAUGGCCGAUCCGGAAGAAGGUGAACUAACUAUGAUUCCUACGGCAGCUGCUGGUGAUAAGACCAAAACGUUCGGUCGAUGUAUAGGAGCAGCUACACUCUUAACCAGUCGUAUUCUUUUCUCUCUAGUUAUCUUAGGAGUCAAGGUUUUUGCUUUGAUCUUGAUUGUGAUUUCUCUUCUUGGUGGUUUUAACAUCUACAGUGGUCUAAUUGGGUUUUACAUUCUUUCUUUAACUGCUCAGGUCUAUACUUACCUCGAUGCUAAAUUUAACCCCAAUCUCAGUCGAUCCUUUCCCUAUACUCUCUUGUUUCUUCAUUUACUCUUUUACAUUGGUGUCCUCAAUUCUUCCCAUUCCUACCAGCUUCUCCAAUAUUGCUCCGGACAAGCUCCUACUUCCUGGGCCUACACAAUCUGCGAUUACAUGAAUACCUUCAAUGCCUUUAAGCCACUAAAUACCCUAGCUAGCGUCUUUGGCUCCGAGUAA